Molecule: messenger RNA, 2233 nt
Organism: Magallana angulata
Lineage: Eukaryota; Metazoa; Mollusca; Bivalvia; Ostreida; Ostreidae
Product: transcription factor 21-like
Exons: 2
Coding region: 250-678 (142 amino acids)
Biological process (GO): developmental process; regulation of transcription by RNA polymerase II
Molecular function (GO): protein dimerization activity; DNA-binding transcription factor activity, RNA polymerase II-specific; RNA polymerase II transcription regulatory region sequence-specific DNA binding
Source: RefSeq, a predicted model, not a curated record
UCGCGUUGAUGGAUACAAAUAUUCCGUCUAGUUUCUUAUAAAAUAAACUAUGGAUCAUUCAUAUUUGCUAAGUUUACACGGAAUACUCCGAGCGUUGGCAUUUUGCUUACUUUAGCUCACCGCUUAUCAAAUACACAGCAAACACCGCACGAAACGAAAACGAAGACAACGAGUGAAAGUGGUACAUAGAGGAGAACGCGAUUGUGACACGAGAGAAGUUUCUUCUCGUAAAACGGGACUGUCCUUAGAAUGCCACGACGGAAAAAGGAAGAAAUUAUCAGUGAUGAUGAAGAAGACUUUUCAGGUGAAAACAACAGAAAAUUUCAUAAACCAAUUCAAAGGAAUGCAGCAAAUGCACGAGAACGCGCAAGAAUGCGAGUUUUAAGCAAAGCUUUUGUGAAACUAAAAACAACCCUACCUUGGGUACCAGCAGACACAAAAUUAUCCAAACUAGACACUCUCCGUUUGGCGUCUAGCUACAUAGCUCACUUAAGACAUGUGCUCACAAAUGAUGAGGAAGAAACACAACAGCCACCAUUCAUGCACCCCAUGAAUUUGACUUGGCCUUUUACAUUUAGCAACAAAGGAAGUGGGUCGGGCUCGGAAAGCAAAUCUCCAGAACCAAUGAAAUUGGACGUUGACCAUGAACAUUUAAUGUCGGCCAAUGGCGACGUAUGACGUCACAAUUUGUAAAAGACUGUAUACCCAGAAGAAAUCCAUAUAUGUUGUUUCUUGUGUUCCAUUAUAAUUGUUAAUUUCGUUUUGUCUUGGCAUAAACUAUUGCUUGUUCAAUAUUCCGGUGACUAUUUUGCAUUAUUUGAUAGUCGUAUUUUACAAUUAAAAAGGUGCCAUUUACCUUAACUUUUACUUAAGCGAUAUGAAUUUGGCAUAAUAAGAGGUUUUUUUUAAUAAUAAAAUCCGAAUAGUUUAAAACGAAAAUGGAAACGGAAAACUUUAUUUAAAACCUUUUCUGGGUUGUAAUCUUUCUAACCCUGUUCUGGAAAUAAAAGGAAAAACUAAUAUGAUUAAUGAUUAAUAAUAAUUAUUUCUCUUUAUAAUCAUUUACUGAACGUUAUUCUAGGCAAUUGUUUUCCAAUAGUUUUAAGAAUGUGUACGCCUGUAUUAAAAAUCGGAUAUUUUUAUAGCAUUGGUGCUUUCUCCUCACAUUGUAAAAUUGUUUUUUUAGGGACAGCGCAUGUAAAUCUUUUUUUUCUGGUUUUAUUCUAUAUCUGUAGUUAAAAACAAAACUAUUUCAUUAAUUUAUUUGCGUGGAAAUCUGUCUGUUUAUAGAAUGUAUUUUACUUGUCAUGUAUUUUGUUACAUAGUCAUACUUCAAUAGACAGGAAAAUCCACAUUUUGUUAAUAAAGGCCCUCCUCAAAGCUUUUUAAUCGCAACUCUAUAACAUGCAUGGUUCUUACUUACAAUUACCUGGGAAAAACAAUAAGUAAUUGAAAUGAAAAAAUUAAUAUAAUAUGUUAUCAUGAUUUCACAAACACUCAUGAUUUUUGAAAUUGAACAAACCAAACCCCCUCUCGUUCUGGUGUAAUGAAAUGGUAACAAGUGUUAUAUGGAAUUGAAUGUUUAAUCUUGUUUAUCAAAACUCCUAGCAUUUUUCACAGCUUAAAGAGUACUACUUUAGGGACAUUUUACGCCUCAUAACGUCAUCUUAUUCACGCAAAACAUUGCUUUUGUGAAGCAGUUAACAAUGAAGGAACGGUUAUUUGAUGAUUUACUACUCCAUAUUUAAAAAUAAACUAACCAAAAUACGUCCAGCUUUAUCAGUUAAUUUUUUCGGUUUUUGGACUUAAGAUUUUUUUUCCAUAAUAACUUGUCAAACUCGUAAAGAAUCAAAUUUCACUCCAUAAUUGUUUACUAAGGAUUUUUCCAUUAAAGUCAUUUAAGUGAACGCAUAUGUAUUGAUUGGACAUAAACAAUUCAUUCAUUAUGUAUUAAUUUGAUAUAAACAAUUCAUUCAACAACCUACAGGUUUACCAAUGAAUAAGCUGACCUAAUAGCGGAUCAGUUGAUUGUAAUAAGUAUUCGUUCGUGUAUUUCAUUCAGAUUUUAAUAAUUUUACUCAAAAUAGUUUUUAUUUUUUCCUUUUUCGUAGGAAAAUGUGUAUGAUGUAUAUCUGUAUAAAUUGAUUCACUGUGCCUUUUCACAACAGACAUAUUUUGUACUAUUUUGUCAUGAACAUUUCCUUGUCGUCUUCUUAAUAAAUUAAGAAUGUGA